AUGGGUGACAAGAAUUUGAAGGCUUAUCAGAUAAAGCAGUCCACAUGGAAUGCAGUGCGUCCACGCGUCACAUCUCUCACUUCUCUCGGGCCCUCGCUCACCGCUGAACAAUCUCAUCCGUUCAAUAUCUCAUCGAAUCUAAAUCCAACAAUUCUCACACUUCAACUCCAAAAUCUUGGGUGA
This is a messenger RNA of Sphenostylis stenocarpa, 183 nucleotides long. Lineage: Eukaryota; Viridiplantae; Streptophyta; Magnoliopsida; Fabales; Fabaceae. The record is from the annotation of a GenBank genome assembly.